Messenger RNA from Olea europaea var. sylvestris, 873 nucleotides. RefSeq lists its product as uncharacterized. The record is from RefSeq and is a predicted model, not a curated record. The transcript has a single exon. NCBI's taxonomy places the organism in Eukaryota, Viridiplantae, Streptophyta, Magnoliopsida, Lamiales, Oleaceae. The coding region runs from base 167 to 373 and encodes 68 amino acids.
CCAUCAAAAAUUACCCGCCAACUACAGAUAAUGUUAAUUCAUUGACUUACCGCCCAUAAUCCUCCAUCUCUCUCUGUAGCCUCUCUGUGUAUAUAUACUAAUGUCAUUUUAUUCUCUUCCUGAAUAAGAAGAAAAGAUUUUUGUCUUGUUCAAAUUUGAGGGUUUUAUGGUUUGUUUCUGCUUUUUGGUGGAUCAGAAGAGGGUAAUCAAAGAGAGAAAGCCGGUAGCCGGAACUUGUUCGCGGUGCAAUCACGGCGCAACGGUGGCGGAUAUGAAAACCAUGACCAGAUUUUGUUAUAUCCCAUUUUAUUGGAAAUCUUGGAAGGCUAUUAUGUGCAGUUUUUGUGGGACUAUUCUCAAAUCUUACAGGUGAACGAUGCUGAAGACUCGAGGAGAAAAUCUUCCACAGGGAGGUAGUCCAACGCCUAGGUGCCACCUCGGUGGGUGACCCACACACCUCGAGGGUGUUUGGUGGGUCACCUGACGAGGUGGCGCGCGCUGAUAGGGCGAUCGCACCACGUGGAAGAUCUUCUCAGACUCGAGACUAAUAUACUUUUACGUCGAUAUAGUGCAUGUUUGGUACAGAACACUGUCUUCAUAUACAAUCGAGAAUUCUAUGUUUCGGAUUAUCAUGAACCACGAGAAUAUGUAUAUAUUCCUUUAGUGGUUGCAGGGCACCUGCAGAUUCAUGAAAAGAAUGCUAGAAAUUUAUCACAGAAGUUUGUGAAAUUGUAAAAAAUAAUAAUAGUAAGUCCAGGAUGACUAUAUAUAAUUGAUUAUGGAAAAAGAAGUCCCUUAAGCAUUACAUUAUUAUCAUUUUUAUUUCUCUUUUUGUCACAUUUUGCAUUAAUUAAAGAUUGCUUAGUUCUCUUA